Arthroderma uncinatum is the source of this 2889-nucleotide messenger RNA. Its product is annotated as tubulin-folding cofactor D. Gene Ontology annotation, molecular function: beta-tubulin binding; GTPase activator activity. The transcript has 4 exons. Lineage: Eukaryota; Fungi; Ascomycota; Eurotiomycetes; Onygenales; Arthrodermataceae. The record is from RefSeq and is a predicted model, not a curated record. Gene Ontology annotation, biological process: post-chaperonin tubulin folding pathway; microtubule cytoskeleton organization; tubulin complex assembly. Bases 1 to 2889 code for a protein of 962 amino acids.
AUGGACGCUGCCCACGAUCGGGACGUGGAGCUCCAGCGGGCAUCAGCUGAGCUUAUUGAAGAAUUUAGGACAAAGCUACCGCCGCUACUUUGGAAGCGAGCCGGUUCCGAGAAACGUGUGGCUCAUCGUUGGGCUAAGGCAGCCAAAGUAGAAAAGCUGAUACUCCUUUUGGACCCUUUCCAGGAGUGGCCACAACUUUUGGACCCCCAUUUGAACUGGAUCCUCACCCAGCUUACUGAUGCAUUUCUAGCAUACCUGCUGUGCCAUCACCAAAGCUAUGGCUCUACCACCAGAAUUAAAGAGCCCGGCUUGAUGCAUCCACUGACUAGAGCAAUAUGCAAGAUUAUCUAUACUUUGUGCAAGGUUCGGGGCCCGAAGGUGAUAUCCCGAUUUUUUAGCAACGAACCGAAAUAUCUCGAGCCUAUGCUCUCCACGUUCAUUGAAUGGGAUGCAAUUGUCUCAGCAAAUAUAGAUGAGUCAGGUAUGACGGGCCAAGGUCUGCCACUAAACUGGGAGGAACGAUAUGUUAUGCUUCUGUGGCUAUCGCAUCUUCUCCUGGCGCCGUUUGAUCUAUCUUCCAUCUCGUCGGGGGAAAUUCCGAUUCCUUACGAGAACCUAUCUGUGUUACCGGACCUUUCCCCCGAGACCCCCAAGGUAGCCCUUUCAAUCCUUUCAAUUUCUCUAAAAUAUCUAGUAUUGCCAGGGAAAGAAUGCGAGGGUGCUGUGCUUCUACUAUCAAGACUUGCAUUAAGACGGGACAUGCAACAGCUCGGAAUUUUAAAUUCCCUUGUCAAAUGGGGGCUUGCAUCACUACAGCCUAGCAACGAAAGUCCUGCUCCUUCAACCUAUAAGUGUAUUGGGCUAUUAUCAUUUAUCGCUAAGCUAGGGAUCCUCGCCCAGGUCGAAGAUAUUGCACCUUUUGUUGCACCUAUAUUCAAACAAACCCUAGAUCUCUCCAACGGACGUUCAGAAAUUUCCGCCAUUGUACAGUCUUCAGCCUCUACUCGAAAACUGUUAACAAAAAUCCUUCGAGAAAUGACUACUCUAUCUUUAACACUAGAAGAGAGACCUGAUCUUCUACAAAUCUCAUCCGACGAAGUCUCGGGGAUCCUAGAGGAUACCAUUGAUUAUUUACUUCUUGCUGUUGGGGAUAAAGAUACACCCGUUCGAUUCGCAGCAAGCAAGGCGCUGAGCAUGAUUGCACUCAAACUAGAUCCAAGCCUUGGUGCAGAUAUAAUUGACGCCGUGAUCGCGUCACUAGACGAAGAUGUUCUUUAUGAGAAACAAAGUGGUACUUUAGUCUCUAAAACAAACGCGGAGUCUAUGCCUGAGGGCCUUGUAAUGAGGAAUGUCAACUCCGUCGAUGCCCAAAAAUGGCACGGCCUUAUGCUCACACUUGGACACCUACUAUUCCGACGAUCCCCUCCUCUUGACCGACUACCCCAGCUGCUGCGCUGUCUAGUAACUGGAUUGACGUUUGAACAAAGGUCAUCAACAGGUGCUUCGAUUGGUGUCACAGUCAGAGAUGCGUCUUGUUUUGGGAUUUGGUCACUCGCUCGAAAAUACUCCACAAAGGAACUGGAUUCUGUCAACACCGGCAUUUCAAGCGUCGUGGGUGCCAGUAAUACAAGUAUAUUACAAACUUUGGCGAUAGAGCUUGUGACUUCUGCCUGCCUCGACUCCUCUGGUAAUAUUCGAAGGGGAUCCUCCGCGGCCCUACAAGAGUUAAUCGGGCGUCAUCCCGACUCAAUCCCGGAAGGGAUCUCGAUCGUACAGGUUGUGGACUAUCACUCAGUCGCGCGGCGGGAGACUGCCAUGACCGAGGUCGCUAGGGCUGCUGCGCAUGUUGACGACGUGUACUGGUCCCCUCUCUUGGAAGGACUCUUACGAUGGAGAGGGAUAGGCGCACCGGACCCAAAAUCAAGGCGAACAGCAGCAUCUGCCAUUGGAGAGUUGAGCUUGCAAAUGUCAUACGGUGGCAUAGGCACUGUCUUAGACAGGGUUAUGCACAUUUUGUCUACAUCAUCCUCAAAUUCCGUUGAGGUUAGACAUGGAGGUUUCCUGGCUCUUUCUGCCACGAUUGACGCUUUCAUCCGGUAUCGAACUACUGAAGCUAUUGCUUCUAACGACGGUAAUGCUUUGAUGGAGAUCUCACAAAAGGUACAUCAACUUUGGGCUAUAUUUGAUGCUCCAUUAAAACCAUCCGUGGAAAGCCUGACGCUCCAAUCAUGCCGACCAGAUCUCACGGCCGAGGCUUGUUCUUGCUUGAUUUCCUCCCUUGCUCGCGCGUGCACUAUUUUGGGGAAUGACUCCGCUGGGUUGACAACACUGCGACCGAGUGAUGAUUUAUUAGAGCAAGCUGUGCAAGUCUUGAUGCUAUGCGUACAGCGAAGCGAUGAUGAGCCAGUCGGAGCUAGCUCCCAGGCAGCCGUGAAUUUGUUCUCUCUUCUAUCGCCAGAGAAGCAAUCCAGCAUUACCCAAGAAUGGUUUCAUAAUAUUCACUCUAGCUGGAAGAAAGCUACAGGUAGAGGACAAAUCGCAGCACUGGGCGCUGUCUACAAACACUUCCCAGUUGGCGGGAGUGGACGAAAGUAUAUCCUGGACGAACUUGUGCGAUGUACGGGACCAGAGGAAACUAUGAUUGUAAAACGGGUGUCUGCUGUGAACUGUAUCCUAACAGGUGUGCUUCCACAUGUUGAUAACACGGUCGAAAUCGAGAAUCAUAUUGAGAUACUACUCAACGACUAUACCACCGACAACCGAGGCGAUAUCGGGUCACUCAUACGGACUGAAGCAAUUGAGGGGGUGAACGCGAUCUUGGAGUCUCAUUUAAAUUCGACGACUAAAGCUUCAAAUCGGCAUAAUAUGAUGAAGCAUAUUGAGAUAUGA